CCCACCCGCUGGCCCGGGCCGUCCAGGUGCGGGGCACCGAGGCGGGAAGCCGGCGAACAGAGCGAGCCCGCGCCCACCUCGGCGCCUUUGCGCUCCGCAGCGGCGCGCCUCGCCCAGCGUCCCCGCCAGCGGUCCUGCCGGAAGAUGGUCAACGACCGGUGGAAGACCAUGGGCGGCGCUUCCCAACUUGAGGACCGGCCGCGCGACAAGCCGCAGCGGCCAAGCUGCAGCUGUGUGCUGUGUACAGUGCUGCUGUCCCUCGCCGUGCUGCUGGCCGUGGCGGCCACCAGCGCCGUGCUGCUUGUGAACCACGCCCGUGCGCCCGGCACGGCGCCCCCGCCCGUCGUCAGCACCGGGCCGGCUGGGGCCAACAGCGCGCUGGUCACCGUGGACAGGGCCGACAGCUCGCGCCUCAGCAUCCUCAUUGACCCGCGGUGCCCUGACCUCACCGACGGCUUCGCCCGCCUCGAGGGCGCCCAGGCCUCCGUGCUGCAGGCGCUGAGCCAGCGCCAGGCCGAGCCGAGGCUGCCGGGCGAGCAGGAGCAGGAACUGCUGGACACGCUGGCGGACCAGCUCCCUCGGCUGCUUGCCCGGGCCUCGGAGCUGCAGGCCGAGUGCUCCGGGCUGCGGAAGGGGCACGGCGCCCUGGGCCAGGGGCUCAGUGCCCUCCAGAGCGAGCAGGGUCGCCUCAUCCAGCUUCUCUCUGAGAGCCAAGGCCACAUGGCUCACCUGGUGAACUCAGUCAGCGAUGUCCUGGAUGCCCUGCAGAGGGACCGGGGGCUGACCCGACCCCACGUCAAGGCUGACCUUCAGAGGGCACCUGCCAGGGGAUCGCGGCCCCGCAGCUGCGCCAAUGGCUCUCGGCCACGUGACUGUCUGGACGUCCUCCUGAGCGGACAGCAGGAGGACGGCGUUUACUCCGUCUUCCCCACACACGACCCCGCCGGCUUCCAGGUCUACUGUGACAUGCGCACAGAUGGAGGCGGCUGGACGGUGUUUCAGCGACGGGAGGAUGGCUCCGUGAACUUCUUCCGAGGCUGGGAGGCAUACCGCGAUGGCUUCGGCAAGCUCACGGGGGAGCACUGGCUAGGGCUCAAGAGGAUCCAUGCUCUGACCACUCAGGCGGCCUACGAGCUACAUGUGGACCUAGAGGACUUUGACAAUGGCACAGCCUACGCCCACUAUGGGAGUUUUGGCGUGGGGCUCUUCUCUGUGGACCCUGAGGAAGACGGAUACCCGCUCACCGUGGCCGACUACUCGGGCACGGCAGGGGACUCCCUCCUGAAGCACAGCGGCAUGAAGUUCACCACCAAGGACCGUGACAGUGACCACUCGGAGAACAACUGCGCCGCCUUCUACCGCGGAGCCUGGUGGUACCGCAACUGCCACACGUCCAACCUCAACGGGCAGUACCUGCGCGGCGCACACGCCUCUUAUGCCGACGGCGUCGAGUGGUCCUCCUGGACUGGCUGGCAGUACUCACUCAAGUUCUCCGAGAUGAAGAUCCGCCCGGUCCGUGAGGACCGCUAGACUGGCGCGCUCCGGCCCC
Capra hircus (goat) is the source of this 1549-nucleotide messenger RNA. It is a transcript of the gene FIBCD1, whose product is annotated as fibrinogen C domain containing 1. The transcript is spliced from 7 exons. The record is from RefSeq and is a predicted model, not a curated record. The coding region runs from base 145 to 1530 and encodes 461 amino acids. Lineage: Eukaryota; Metazoa; Chordata; Mammalia; Artiodactyla; Bovidae.